This is a messenger RNA of Coffea arabica (coffee), 753 nucleotides long. RefSeq names its product protein ALP1-like. The record is from RefSeq and is a predicted model, not a curated record. NCBI's taxonomy places the organism in Eukaryota, Viridiplantae, Streptophyta, Magnoliopsida, Gentianales, Rubiaceae.
AUGGAUGGCACUCAUAUCCCUGCUUCGGUGCCCACAAAUGAGCAAAUGGCCUACACUAAUAGACAUGGGACCCAAUCUCAGAACGUUUUAGCUGUAUGUGACCAUGACAUGCGCUUUGUGUAUGUCUAUGCCGGAUGGGAGGGAAGCACACACGAUGCUCGGGUCUUUGAAAGUGACUGCGAAUGCACACUGACUUCCCAGUUCCACCCCCAGGUUCGACAGCUUGUGUUUAUUUCUGGCAAGUACUACCUGGUGGAUGCGGCAUACAAGAUGAUGCCGGGAUUCUUAGCACCAUUUAAAGGAGGACGUGUUUCACGUGUUGGGCAAGGACGUGGUCGAGGCCAAGGACCAAAGGAGCUAUUUAAUACCCGUUACUCCCAACUUCGCAAUGUAGUUGAGCGCUCUUUUGGUGUCUUGAAACAACAAUUUGCGUAUUUGAAGGGACCUGUCCCAUAUUCCUAUAUGCAAACACAAAUCAAUGUAGUUAUUGCAUGUUGUGCAUUGCACAAUUUCUUAAGGGAAACUCAACCCUCCGAUGAUCACUUCAUGCAAUAUGAACAAGAGGACAUACAAGUACAAGCCGAAGCUGGUGGUAAUCCAUACCCGAAUAUACAACCAUUGGCUGUGCCCCCACAUGAGAUAGCAGCUUGGAAUGCAAUGAGAGAAGAAAUGGCUAAUCAAAUGCAUGCCGGUUCACGCAGGCGAAGGUUUACAUCAUCUUAUGGUCUGCGGCAAAUCUAUAAUAAACCUUAG